AUGGAAAAGUUGUAUUUGCUAAUUUGUUGCUGUAUCCCGGAUAUAAUUUGGGGAGCAGAGUUACCGAAAGAUGUUGAGAAGUGCCAUUUCGGAGACUCUGUAUGUUUGAUAAGAUCCAUCAAUGCUGUGAUUAAGAGAUAUCCCAAGGGUAUUCCGGAGAUAGGACUUCCUCCUCUGGAUGCCUGCCCCUUUCCGAACAUCACCUUUAUAGAAUCGCAGCAUCGGGGACCCAUUUGGAUGAACUUCCGCAUGUGGGACAAUGUAAACAAAGGCCUGAAUAACGCCACAAUCACCCACGUGGAGGGAUUUCUUAAUGAGCCCAACCAGAAACAGAUAGUCUUGACUGCUCAACUGCCGCGACUUCUCCACGAGGCAUCCUAUCAUAUGGAGGGCAAGUUCAUGCUCUUUCAAUAUAAUACCACGGGCAGGCUGCAAUCCGACUUCCAAAACUUUCGAAUCACCCUGACCAUCAAGACGUUGGUGGAGUACAAAAAUGACAAGCGAUAUCUUAAGAUUUAUAGUCUGGUGCCCAAAGUAGAUUUGGAUCGCUGGAUAACUUGGUUAGAUGGUCUGUAUAAAGAAAACACAGACGUGACCACUUUCAUGAACCAACUUCUCAACGAAAACUGGGUGGUGUUUUGGAAUGAGCUGCUGCCCGGUUUUAUUGAAGGCUUCACAAAGGCUUUUACUGUUCUGCUUAACAAAGUGUUUGAAAAUGUUGCCUACGACGACAUGUUUCUUCCUUAUCUAGACAUACGAAGGGGAUUUUUACACGAUUAACGAUUAAAUUAGGCGAUUAUAUUCGAACUGAAACUUAAUCAAACAGAAGAAGAUGCCUUAUAGUCGUUUUGAUCUAUUUAAAGCAUUUUUACUGGCAGAUUCUUCAAGCAUGUAUUCCAAAAGUCAUAAUUGUUUGGUUUAUCCACAAACUUUUAAUACUUUUGUUUGCAGUCCAUACAUAAAUAUCUUGAAUAAUAGUUAAAUACAAACUUGGUUCACAAUGCACA
Molecule: messenger RNA, 1007 nt
Organism: Drosophila ficusphila
Lineage: Eukaryota; Metazoa; Arthropoda; Insecta; Diptera; Drosophilidae
Product: circadian clock-controlled protein daywake
Exons: 3
Coding region: 1-780 (259 amino acids)
Source: RefSeq, a predicted model, not a curated record